This is a messenger RNA of Durio zibethinus, 1919 nucleotides long. Its product is annotated as transcription factor DIVARICATA-like. Gene Ontology annotation, molecular function: DNA binding. The record is from RefSeq and is a predicted model, not a curated record. NCBI's taxonomy places the organism in Eukaryota, Viridiplantae, Streptophyta, Magnoliopsida, Malvales, Malvaceae.
UUCCAUGAGUUGCAGUAUCCAAUAACCCCAGACCCUCCAAUCACAGCCCACCACCUUCUCCCUCUCUAUUCAACUUUGGUUAUUCGCUCUCAUCCCAAAGAUUUUAACAAAUUUUUAGAUUCAUUCCUUGGAGCUUGGUAGUUUGCUUUUGAGCUAGUAUAUAUUUUUUCUCCUCUUCUUUCUUUUCUUUGUUGCUCAUUCGUCGAGGAGAAGGAAGGAAGAACAUAUAUUUUCUCAGCUUUUCACACUGCUUCUCUAUUAAAUUCAGUGUGUCUUUGUUUUUCCCCAAUUGGGUUCCCAUAUCCAACCUUUUUUGUUUCUUGGGUUCACCUCAGUUUCUUGCCUUCUGCUGUCAGCUUCUCACUUUUUGCCUUGUUGAGUUACCAGGGAAGUUGAAGUUAAGUGUUGGUUAUCAGUUUUUAACUGUUUUCUGUCGUAACUAUAGGGAGUUCCUAUCCCAGUUUCUUUCGACUCUUUCAGGAUAUUUGCUCUUUUAGAUCUUAAUUGUGGUGUUAGGGUUCUUUGUUGGGAUAGUUUGAGUGUUUUUACUUAAAAGUUACAUGAAUUUUGUAGAUUUUCUUUGGAAUUUUAUUUUCUUUUGAAAGUGGGUUUUUUUUCUAGAUUCCUCGGGCAUUGCCUGGAAAAAAUUAUUCUGAUUCCUUGCAAAUGCUCCAUGAUUUAACGCUGAUAUUUUUCCUUUGAUACCCUCUACCUCUAUGCAUUUUCCCUGUAGUUUCUUGCUCUGUUUUUUUACAAUUCCAAUGGUGUAACUGAAAUUCCAUUCUCCAAGUGAUCAAUCACCUGAAACGAUCAUUGAAUUAGGAACUUGUUUGGAUAAAACUUUCAUGUUUUGGUAGUAUUUUGUGCUUAAAUUUGAUGUUAUGAAGUGGGAAAUGGAAAUCCUGUCGCCCACAUCUUAUCACUCUAGCACAAAUUGGUUUCUUGAAGACAGUAAAAGCACGAAAUGGACAUCAGCAGAGAACAAGAUGUUCGAGAACGCCUUGGCGCUCCAUGAUAAGGAUAGUCCUGAUCGAUGGCAGAAAGUGGCUGCAAUGAUCCCAGGGAAGACGGUAGGAGAUGUAAUCAAGCAGUAUAGAGAAUUAGAAGCUGAUGUUAGCAGUAUAGAAGCAGGGCUGGUUCCAAUUCCUGGAUAUAGCACCUCUCCAUUCACAUUGGAUUGGGUGAACAGCCGUGGCUAUGAUGGAUUAAAACAGUCAUAUGGACUUGGUGGAAAGAGAUCUUCAUCGGGCAGGCCUGCCGAGCAGGAAAGGAAGAAGGGGGUUCCUUGGACAGAAGAGGAGCAUAAAUUGUUUCUAAUGGGCCUAAAAAAAUAUGGCAAAGGGGAUUGGAGGAACAUCUCACGCAAUUUUGUUGUCUCUAGAACACCGACUCAAGUGGCUAGUCAUGCUCAGAAGUAUUUCAUCAGGCAGCUUUCAGGGGGAAAGGAUAAGAGAAGAGCUAGCAUUCAUGACAUAACAACUGUCAAUCUCAACGACACCAGAACUCCUUCACCAGACAACAAGGGAAUUCCUUCAUCGGAGCAGUCUUCAGGGCUCCCUCAGCAGCUCACUUCCGCUGCCAUGCCCAGAACACAUUUGCAAUGGAAUCAGCCUUGCAGUGGGGCAACAGUGGCUUUUAAUUCGACUCAAGGAAAUAUGUCAAUGUCCUCUCCUUAUGGGAUUCCCGCCUAUGGAUUAAAAAUGCAGAUGCAGAAUCUGCACAGAAGUGCUGCUCAUGAGUCUUAUUUUGGACCUCAAAAUUUGGUUUUUCAGAUGCAAUCCGCACAGCAAUAUCCGCACGGAUGAGACAACACCUAUUCUGAGUUUCUCCUGGCUGGAUAAGCCAUUCCUUCUUUCAGUUUAUAAGUAUAGCUGUCUUUGUACGUUUUUCAUGGUUUUAUGUGAAUAUAUUAUCAACAA